GCACCAUUGGUUCAGUGUGUGUUGCACAGCCGACCAAGCAAGAGGUUCCUAGCAGAGCGUCCGGCGCUGCCGGAGCGCAUCUCGCGUUUUAGUUUUAACUUCUAGUGGUUUUAAAUAUUUUCCGUACAUUUAAUGUGCAACGCUUAAGUACCCGUAGUUAUAAGUGUUAGCUGGUUACAUUAAAAAACCAGCCCCCGCAAGGAUUGUAAUCUCGGAUGGACGGAGCCUUUUAUCCUUAGGACUGACUAUCCAGCAAAUGCUAAACUAAUCAGUCAUAAAUAACCCAACCGCAAACAGGCCUUUACGACUGGCAUUUUAUUCGACUGUGUCUGCAGUGUGGUGUGAAUACAAACUUAUCGUCCGACUCAGCUGAUUGAUGUUAUCAGUAGCUCCAAACAGCUUCUGUUCAAUUCGUGAUGUUGCUCUUUCGCGUAACCUUUCUGGAUCAGCUUAUUCUGCAGAUAUUCCAGCUUGGUUGCUAACAUUUCAUAUACAAACCCCGAGAACGAAAACAUUGAAAACAACACCAACGCUAACAACAUGAUCACAGCAUUAAAUUAAGCAAACGACUUGUAUAGCAUAAUGGUGGUUUAGAAAGAAGAGGUUUGCCUUAUGGUUUAGAGGAAUCGCAAAGAAAACAUUGGACUAAGCUAAUUGAUGACUACAGUAAUUCCAGACAGCUUCUGGUCAAGGGAUUCGCGAUCUUGCUCUUUUGCGUAACUUAUCUCGAUCAGCUUAUUCCGGAGAUAUUCCAGCUUGGUUGCUAACAUUUCAUAUGCAAACCCCGAGAACGAAAACAUUGAAAACAACGCAAACAUUAAGAGCACGACCACUUUUAAAAUGUUCAUCGUGUACAAGCACCAAACGCUUCAUACAAGAAGCAUUAAAUUACGCAAACAGCUUAUAUAGCUUUGUUGUAUAGUGGCCGUAUGGUGUAGAGGCUUUUCAAAGAAGACUUUGGAAAAAGUGCUUAUCAGCAUUGCAUUGCGGGUCGAGAACAUACGAGUGCCUUUUUACAGUAGACAUGUUGGCGUUCUCACAACUGCCCGAGAAGCAUUCUUAUCAUUAAAGUUCGACCGACUGAUUAACACGGAAAAAUAAAUUCUCGUACGUUGCUCGGAGAUUUGCCAACGAGAUGUGGAACUUAUAAAAACCACAACUCUUCUGUGGAAAACAUGAAACGCACCUCAUGGAUCUGAACAGUACUUGUUUCAGAAACAGUCCUACAUUUAGGCUAGUUACAUGUGGGUAAGUAGUUUUUGAAUUUUAUACACUAUUUUAAUGUUUUUCAUAAUAAAAAAUCAAUCUUCAUUUACUUGCGAAACCUUCAUUUAAAAACGGAAACAAAUUCAAACCACCUUUUCAAACUCACUUUUCGAGUACUUUCUACACUGUAAAUUCUAUCUCAUCCUUUCUUUCGAGCAGCUCCGGUUCGAGCAGCUGUCUUUUUUUGGCAGCUGGGCAAAACAGAGUCGCCCUUUUGUGCGGCAAAACCAGUUGCCCAGAAACACAAAAUGAACCAGUCCUCCCCGCUCGAACAAAUUCGCAUCCAGAAACGGUACGAGCUAAAAUGGGGCCAAAAGACGCACCGCAAAAAGGAGCUCGACCGCAACCGGGCCGGUUUGGGCGAGCUGGAACACUCGAUCGGUGUGAUCGAGCACAUUACGGAGCAGGAAAUCAAGGGACUGGCGGGUCGUAUCAAGCGCCGAAAGCGCUGCGAUCCGUUGGACCUGGUGCGGCUUAGCUACGGGUUCCAGCAGAGCCGGGAAAACAUUGCCCACUUUAUCCGCACCACCGGUGCGAUCAACGUGAUAGUGAAGGAGCUGACCGGGCACGACUACAACCUGCAACUGCUGGCGGCCGAGUGUCUGUGCAAUCUGUCGCUCGGGGACGAUGUGUGCUGCGAAAAGAUAGCCAACUUUGCCGGCACCUACCUGAUAGCGCUGGCGGAAAAUCCCAACUGUCGGCCAUUGCAGGAGACGUGCUUUUGGACGCUGCAAAACAUCGUCGGCUCGAGCCCGAAAGGAAGCAAGCUGCUGUUCUCGCAGGGGCUGGUGGUGGUGCUGGUCCGAUUGCUGUCGUCGGUGACCGAGCAGGAAGCGGCGGAUGAUAUUAUUUUAACGUUAGAAUUAGCACUCAACUACGAGCAGGAUAUUGAACCUGCAACACUCACACAAAUCGUGCAAUGCUUCGUCGGACGGCAGCUGCAUCCAAGCAGUCUCCGAUUGCUGUACAAAUGUUACGGUCUGUCCAGCACGGCGCUGGCCUGUGAUGACUCGUCGUCGUCGAUUAUUCGGCAAUGUCUGGACUUUCUCUUCAGCGUACACGACCUUCAUCUUCCAACACACGCGGCCUCUAUUCUACUCUCGAUACGUAUUCUAGCUUACCAGGCUUCUGCCGGCACACGGCAGGUGGAAGAAAUCCUUCGCUAUCAGCUGCAAAAGAGCGUGCUAAAGCUUUCACUGCUCUUCAACGACUGUGCCAAGGAGGAGAUGCUUCCCGUGUGCAAGGAAUUCCUGUGGCUGCUGGGACAGCUCCAUAGCAACGGAGGUGCUUGUGCGACCACGGCGGAACUGUUGCAAGCGUAUCUCGUCUAUGACAACUUCGUAGAAGCAAUUUGCGUCCCAAAAGCGUUGCUUUGAACGACCCCUUGGGAAACGAAUCGUUUCCCCAUUCUGUUGUGUAGAAAUUAAUUAUGAACUAUUGAACUAUUGAACUGUUGAACUGUGAAAUUAAACACGUAUGAAAAUGUUAAUUGAAA
Molecule: messenger RNA, 2761 nt
Organism: Anopheles gambiae (African malaria mosquito)
Lineage: Eukaryota; Metazoa; Arthropoda; Insecta; Diptera; Culicidae
Exons: 2
Coding region: 1515-2642 (375 amino acids)
Source: RefSeq, a predicted model, not a curated record